CAAUACCAGCGCAUUGUCAUCGAGUCUAAGCCCAAGACAUUAGUGGUCACCGAAACCACACCAACACUAGUGGUCAUCAAAUCUGAACCGAAAGACACAAUCGAUGACAACAAUGAGAGCCAACACUCGGACUCUAUGUCUGAGACGUUUGAGACAAUGGAUGACAACUCGAGUGACACUCAACUCGAGAGCACAGAAGAGAAGACAUGCGAUGGUAUGGAAGACAACGACAGCCAAUCCGAUGACAACUUGAAGUGUUUGUCAAACUUUGAGGCGAAGAGCUGUGCCAGCGAUGGGUCGGAAGUGGUGAAGACAUUGUCGGCCAAAAUACGCUUCAAAACCGUUGUCGGCGAAGACGGCCGGCAGUGGUUUGGAUGCAAUACAUGUGGCAAUGAAUACGAGUUUGAGUCACAACUACACCAACACUGGAAUCAAAUGCACUUCGGGUCGGAAACAGAGGACAAAAAUAGUACGGAUGCGUUGAUACGGGCGAAGACCAACGCCGAGCUCAAGAAGAUUGUGGUCAAAGACGGCAAACAGUUCUUCGUAUGUAAGAUAUGUAACAUUGAAUUCAAAUAUGAAUCAACUCUUGACAAUCACUGCCAUAAAGUGCAUAACCAGAAGGGCUUCCGAUGUGACCAAAAGGGCUGUUCAUAUGAGGCGCCAUCGAAACGGCAUUUAAGGGGACAUCUGAAGAGUACUCAUAAACUCAGUGAUAAACCAGAAAUUGUGUUUGAGAUGAUGUGUCCGGUGGACGGGUGCGCACAGGUAUUCGCGUCGAGCAAUGAGUUGGCCGCUCACCGGGUCUACAAUCACACUAUCUGUCUGUGCAGUGAAUGCGGCGAAGAGUUUGUGAGUCGUCGGGCGCGGACACAACACAUACAAUCGCAUCACAAAGAGAAACACAAAGAGAAACACAAAUGCCAUCAAACGGGCUGUCAAUACGAGACAUACAUUAAGACAAAUUUGUCUGAACACCAAAAAAUGCAUCAAAACAUACGUGAGUUUCGGUGCGAAGUACUCGACUGUGGCCGCAGUUUCUACACCAAACGUCAUCUCAAGCGUCACGCAGUGGUUCACAGCGAUGAGCGGCCCUUCACUUGCGAUUGGCCCGCAUGUGAGGCCACAUUCAAAACUAACCGCGUUUUGAGAGAUCACCGACUCAUUCAUGAGGGUAUUCAGCAGUUUAAGUGUCCGCACAUCGCAUGUGAUAAGAGUUUUGUGACCAGAGGUUGCCUAUCGACUCAUCGACGGUCUCAUAGGAAUGAAAAGCCGUACGGCUGUGAUUGGCCGGAGUGUGGUCAACGGUUUGCCACUAAUCGGACCCUUAAGAAACAUAUGAACGAACACCAGGGGCUCCGACCCUAUAGUUGUCAAUACAGUGGAUGUGAUAAGAGUUUUAGCGGUAAACCCGGUCUCAGAAAUCACAUGAAAGUCGUUCACAAACACAACGUAUUGGUUGACACACUUGAGGCUAAAUACCAGUACAUUGUCGUCGAGUCUAAGCCCAGGACACCGGCGGUUGUCACCAAAAGCACAACACAUGAUGUGGUCAUCAAAUAUACUCAACUCGAGAGUACGGAAGAGAAGACAUGCGAUGACUUUGAGGUGAAGAACAAUACCAGCGAUGGGUCCUCAGGACUGAAGACACAAAUAAUGACCAAAUGCGAGACAAACGAUAUAAUGGAUGAACCAAACAAUGAUAGCCAUGAGUGGGACGACUACUCUGACACCGUUGAAGACAUUUUUGAGAUGAUCGAUGACUACUCGAGUGACACUCACGUCAAUAACACACUAUUGAGAUCAGCGUUAAGUGUUAAGACAAGUGAUGGUAAGUGUUUGGCCGACAACUGUGUGAACAGCUCUGUCAGCGAUGAUUCCGCUCGUCUGAAGACACUAUCGGCCGAAAUACCAUUCAAAGUGGUCGUCGGCGGAGACGGUCGACGAGUGUUUGUAUGCAAUACGUGUGGCAAUGAGUACGAGAUUGAGUCACAACUGCAUCAACACUGGGAACAAAUGCACUUCCAUUGCGAUAAAGACGCUAAUACUUGUGAUCCGAAUAUGAGAGACGGGUCCUUACGGGCCAAAGGCGCCACUGAAUCGGCCUUCAAAAAGAUUGUCAUCAAAAACGACAAAAAAGUUUUUAUUUGCAAAAUAUGUGACAUUGAGUUCACUUAUGAACCAACUCUUGACAAACAUUGUUAUGAAAAUCACGGCCAGAAAGGCUUCCGAUGCGACCAAAAUGGCUGUCAAUACGAGGGGCCGUCGAAAUCACAUCUGAGAACACAUCUAAAAAGGGGUCAUAAAAGGAGAGACAAUGAGUCAUAUGUCUGUCCGGUCGACGGUUGCGGACAAGUGUUUAUUAAAAAACGUGAGUUAAGCGGACACCAGCUCUCUAUCCACACCGUCUGUCAGUGCGAAGUGUGCGGUGAAGAGUUUGCCGGUCAAAGGGAGCGCUCAAUUCAUAGGCGAUCGCACAAUCAAAUGAAACACAAAUGCCAUUUCCCGGACUGUACUUUCGUGACGGACAACAAUACAUCGUUGACUCACCACAGGAGCAGACAUCUCAACGUACGCCAGUUCCGGUGCGAAGUGGCCGACUGUGGCCACACUUUCGUCACUAUCAAUGAACUCAAGCGCCAUUCAUUGGUCCACAGCGUUGAGCGGCCGUUCGCCUGUGAUUGGCCCUCGUGUGCGGCCACAUUCAAAAUCGCAUCCCUACUGAACGCACACCUACUCAUUCAUAAGGGUAUUCGGCAGUUCGAGUGUCCGGCGACCGGAUGUGGUAAGAGUUUUGUGACCAAAGACAGUCUUCUGAAGCAUAAACUGCUGCACAGCGACCACGAGUUUGCGAUCUAUAACAUGAAAGUACAAUACAAAAAGUUACACAAAUGCGGACAAACGGGCUGUGACUACGAGACAGACAAUAAGACAAUAUUUACUGAACACCAAAAAAGGCAUCAAAACAUACGUGAGUUCUCGUGCGAAGUACCCGAUUGUGGCCGCAGUUUCUACACCGUUCGUGAGCUCAAGCGUCACGCAGUGGUCCACAGCUAUGAGCGGCCCUUCACUUGCGAUUGGCCCGCAUGUGAGGCCACAUUCAAGACUUCCGAUUGUUUAAAUAAUCACAGACUCACUCACGAGGCUAUUCGGCAGUUCAAGUGUUCGGAGACCGGAUGUGAUAAGAGUUUUGUGACCAGACGUUGUCUUUCGAGUCAUAGACGGUGUCAUAGGAAUGAAAAGCCGUACGGCUGUGAUUGGCCAGAGUGUGGACAACGGUUUGCCAGUAAUCAGGCGUUCAGAGCACAUGUGAACGAACACCAGGGGAUCCGACCCUAUAGUUGUCAAUACAGUGGAUGUGAUAAGAGUUUCGGCGGUAAACCCGGUUUCAGACAACACAUGAAAGUCGUUCACAAACACAGCUUU
This is a messenger RNA of Medioppia subpectinata, 3426 nucleotides long. The record is from the annotation of a GenBank genome assembly. NCBI's taxonomy places the organism in Eukaryota, Metazoa, Arthropoda, Arachnida, Sarcoptiformes, Oppiidae.